AUGACCUUUUUUAAAGCAUUAUACCGGUUUAGAAAUAAAAAUUCACUUAGAGAAGACAUGCCUUUACUUCAUCAUUAUUUCUUUCCCCAUAAGAAAACUUUUGCACUGCUUCAAGCUAUCAAAGAUGAAGAAAAAUAUUUUUACGACUUACAAGGCACUCAAAUUGUAGCGCUUAAUUUCACAGUAACCAUCAUGUUCCUUUUUCAAUACCUCAUCUUUUUUAUAAGACUUUUCAAGUGCGAUCAAGAAUCGCUUUUCGAGAAAGAGAGAACACAAAAAAUAUUCCCACAAACAUGA
Molecule: messenger RNA, 297 nt
Organism: Clunio marinus
Lineage: Eukaryota; Metazoa; Arthropoda; Insecta; Diptera; Chironomidae
Source: the annotation of a GenBank genome assembly